GAUAGCUAGCAGUGGACAAGAAGAAAGAAUUGUGGUUGGAAGAACCUACUUCUUAGUUGUGGACAUCUCCGCCCUCUAGCGAGCGAUCGUAGACCGGAAAAGGGCGAACAUGGGAGGAGGAGAGGAUCCGCAGAAGCUGAAGAAGAUAGCGGCGGCGGCGUACGACUACGAGAACGAUCCCAAAUGGGCCGAUUACUGGUCCAAUAUUCUCAUCCCUCCACACAUGGCCUCCCGCUCCGACGUCGUUGACCACUAUAAGCGCAAGUUCUACCAGCGACACAUUGAUCCAGAUCUGGUGGUUGAGCCAAUGGCACCCAGCAGCUCUUCUCAGCAAGCAAAACCAUCUGCUCCACAGACAUCAUCUUCAUCAACUUCAAAUGGCCAGUCACGAGCACAUACCUCAGAGUCAUCUGGGAGGACAUCCAGGACAUCAACUGAUUCAACAACUCCAGCUUCAAAUCCAACUUCUUUGCGCUGGGAUAGGCAAACUGUACAAUUUUCUGUCAACGCUUGGGUCUUUGUUAUGGCAAUACUUGCAAUCUUUCCCCUUAUUCCUACAAAUCUGUCAAACAGGGCAUAUAGACUUUCCUUUAUCGGAACGACGUGUUCGGCCCUAUAUUCUUUAUAUACAGCACAUGGGAAGCCCAGGGCAUGGAAUAUGCAAGCAUUGCAAGUGUGGUUGCAGUCAGUGAUUGUGGCAAAGGAUUUUAUCUACUUUAUAUACUGUCUUACCUUUGUCACUUCACAUCUUUACCUCAAAUUUGCUUUGAUUCCAAUUUUAUGCCAAGAACUUGAGCAUAUCGUAAAGUUCCUUAGGCGUAACUUUAGCAGAACCUCUUUAUACAGGAAGUACUUUGAUGACGCAUGUGUCUGGGUUGAGUCAAAUGCGAGUACGCUUAAGAUACUGACUUCACAAGCUGAGAUUGGACUUGGGUUCCUUUUGAUUAUCUCUCUUUUCUCGUGGCAGCGCAACAUAAUACAGACAUUCAUGUAUUGGCAGCUACUAAAGCUCAUGUACCAUGCACCAGCAACUGCUGGUUACCAUCAGAGUGCAUGGACAAAGAUUUGGAGGGUCAUCAAUCCUCUCGUCCAAAAAUACGCCCCAUUCUUGAACACACCUAUUUCUGCUGCACAGAAGUGGUGGUUGAGGUGAAAGAAAGCAUCUCCAACAAACAUUAACUGCAGUGUGUUGAUAUGCUCCAGGGCAUCUGAUCAUUUGAGGUGGGUUAGCAUCUUAGCACCAGUGAAUUGGUGAGAAGGAUAUAUACAUGCUCUCUUCUUUAAUGAACUUUUCUUUGGUGCACACAGUUUACUGCAUACACUUUUUGUUAUGGGUAUAACUUUCCGGAAAGACAAUUUAAGAGUGAAAUUCUAAGUAACAAAAUAUGAUACUCCCUAAUAAAAAAAAAUUGUCUUUGGCAGAUGUUUUAUU
This is a messenger RNA of Ipomoea triloba (trilobed morning glory), 1432 nucleotides long. RefSeq names its product transmembrane protein 33 homolog. Gene Ontology annotation, biological process: membrane organization; endoplasmic reticulum tubular network organization. Lineage: Eukaryota; Viridiplantae; Streptophyta; Magnoliopsida; Solanales; Convolvulaceae. Bases 110 to 1153 code for a protein of 347 amino acids. Gene Ontology annotation, cellular component: membrane; endoplasmic reticulum. The transcript has 9 exons. The record is from RefSeq and is a predicted model, not a curated record.